CUUCAUUUUUUUGUAUUAUUAGGUAAAAGAUAAUGAAUUCAAAGUCUGUCAACAUACUUGAUCGUCCUUUAAGUAAAGGAAAAUAUGAAGUCAGCAUCAGUUCGUAUGCAUUGUUAUUUUCUGAAAUCGUUCAGUAUUGUCAAAGUAGAGUAUUCACAGUAACUGAGUUACAAACAAAACUUGCUGAUUUUGGUGAAAAGAUAGGCAUUCGAAUUAUUGACACGUUGACGAUUCGUGAGAGAGGUUUUCGCAGAGACACUCGACUUUUGAACGUAUUGAUGUUUAUACGUUCUAAUCUGUGGAAAACAUUGUUUGGGAGAGAAGCUGAUAAAUUGGAACAUGCAAAUGAUGAUGUUGGAACUUAUUACAUCAUUGAGAAAGAAUCCCUUGUAAACAGGUUUAUAUCAAUACCCAAAGAUAAAGGAAGCUUAAAUUGUGCAGCAUUUACUGCAGGUAUUUUGGAAGGUAUCUUAAAGGGUUGUGGAUUUCCUGCAACAGUGACUGUACAUUGGCACAAAGGAACAACAUUUUUAAUAAAGUUUGAUGAUUCUGUUAUUGCAAGAGAAAAGCAAUUUGAUGCCAAAUAACUUCUUCUAUAAUGUUGUAUAUAGGAUUCAAUAUUUACCUUAACCCUUAGACAACGAAUCACAUAGAUCUAUGGUUAAAAUCAGGCAAAAAUGGUGCCAUAGGGCGUCAUAAGUCCUGAGAACUAGCUUGUUAUGAAAAGUGAUCCUUAUGUUUUGAAAAGAGGCCGAAUUAGGCUGCUCCAUGAACCAUCUAGGUCUUUUCUGUGGCCACCAAUAGCAAUUCAAAUUUUGGAAAACUAAUUUAUCCUUUGGUGAAAAAAUGGGUACAGGGUUAAUAUUAAGUGUAGUAAUAUUUUUAUUUUUAUUUUACUUGUCAACUUUAUUUCUAUGAUAAAAUUAAAACAAAAAAGAGGUUCUGAAAUGAACUUAGUGAUGUUAGAACUACUUUUAUUAUUUUAAAAUUCUUGUGUAUUUUUUGCAUAGCCAGCAUUUAGAAUCAUGCACAUAACCUUAUUUAUCUAUUUCUGUAUGAAAAUAGAAUUGCGUAAAUGAAAAUGAUUUUUUCCAAAAGUUGAUUUGUUUGUAGAAACUUUCUUUAAAGAUACAUGUUCAUGAAAUAUUUUCAAUAUAUGAAAGGGUUAAAAAAAACCAAAGUUAUUUUUUGAGGUGGCUAGUUUUUUUAGGAUUUAAAAGCAAGUCAUUCUCACUGAACUGUGUUUGUUUGUGUCUGCAAAAAGCUGUAUUGUUUAACCUAGAAAUUUAUUGAUUUUCUAAAAAAUCUUUAUAAAUAUUGGAA
Messenger RNA from Hydractinia symbiolongicarpus, 1323 nucleotides. Its product is annotated as trafficking protein particle complex subunit 5-like. Gene Ontology annotation, biological process: endoplasmic reticulum to Golgi vesicle-mediated transport. The transcript has a single exon. Lineage: Eukaryota; Metazoa; Cnidaria; Hydrozoa; Anthoathecata; Hydractiniidae. Gene Ontology annotation, cellular component: TRAPPII protein complex; TRAPPI protein complex; TRAPPIII protein complex. Bases 33 to 587 code for a protein of 184 amino acids. The record is from RefSeq and is a predicted model, not a curated record.